UGUCAGAGCAGCCUGUCGCGUGCACGCUGUGCGCCUCCAUCUGGAAUUAAUUGAUUAACGACCUCAAAUGCGCUAAAGACGCGCCGGGAUCUCGGUCCACCUCUGGAUCUUUAUCUGCCCCUCACUGAGUGUUGAACCUUGUUUCUCUGACACCUCGCCAGGAUGAGGGCUGUUGUUCUCGGCGUGGCUCUCGUGUAUCUGCUGACCUGGACAGGAGAAGCCGACAAACAGACUCAUCUCAAGCGGGGGCAGCUGCACCGACGCGUCAGACCGGGACAUGCCCAGGUGGGCUCAUCGAACAGGGAGCGCCUGGUCGGACGUUUGCGCCCCGGGUUCAGUUCGGCUAUCUCGGUACACAGCCCCGCAAACGGGGGAGAUGUAGAGGCCGAUGAGGGUGUUCCAGUAGCCGCGCAGGGCAGGAGGGCAGUGGUGCCAAGGAGAGGGGCGGCCGGGCGGAUCGGCCUGCCCAGUCAGCCGGACAUGCAACAGGAUGAGGGCGCGCCGGGGGCGAGGGCCAGGGUCGCGAGGAUGCCCAGCAGCUCCGGGUCACCGAACCUGCUGGCCAGUUUCGCGGGGAAGAACCGCGUCUUGGUGAUCUCAGCUCCUCACGACUCGGACGGCUACUACAGGCUCAUGAUGUCACUCCUCAAACCGGAUGUGUACUGCGAACUGGCCGAGCGACACGUCCACCAGAUCGUGAUGUUUCACCAGGAGGGAGAGAUGGGGGGCAAGGUGAGGAGGAUCACCACGGAGGGGAAGGUGAUGGAGGAGCCGCUGGACACAGCUCUCAUCCCCAGACUCAUGAGCUUCCUCAAACUGGAGAAAGGUAAGUUUGGGAUGGUGCUGCUGAAGAAGACCCUGCAGGUGGAGGAGAGGUACCCCUACCCCGUGAGGCUGGAGGCCAUGUACGAGGUGAUCGACCAGGCGCCCAUGAGGAAGCUGGAGAAGCUCCGGCAGAAAGGCUUCGUCCAGAAGUGUAGAGGAGCAGGUGUGGAGGGUCAGGUGGAGCAGGGCACGCUCACAGACACACCUAUAGAAAGAAAACCAGGGAAAAAGAUCCUAAGGAAGCCCAUACACACAACAACAACCACCACCACAGCUACCACGACUACACGACCAACCACAACGACUACAACCACCACGACUACAACCCGGCCCACCACCACCACAACCAGAGCCACAACAACAACAACCAAACCCACCACUACCACUACCAGAAGAACCACCACCACCACCACGAGAAGACCCACCACCACCACCACCCAGAGACCGACCAGAGCCCACACCACGGCCCUGUGGCUCCCGGCCCCCAGAACCACUGCUGACCCUUACUACGACAGCCGCAGAGAGAGGGAGAGGUACCCGGCUAAAACCACGCCGGCCGGAGACAACCGCACCGACAAGGACAACAGAGACCCCCACAGCCGCAAGCUGGUGCCCGCCACACACAGGCCCUCCAAGAUCAAACCCACCAAGAAGAAGAACGGAGGAGAGAAGGUGUUGACUAACGAGUACGAGGACAAGUACGAACCCAGCAAGCCGACGGUGGGGGAUCCAGAUGAGACCGAAACCUUCACUGACAGUAGUCCCACGAAGAAGGUCAAGGGCAAGCACAAUAAGCAUGACAAGAAGAAGAAGAAGACCGACAAGGCGGCCAAGAAGGCAGAGAGGAGAGGAAAGGCGGGAAAAGAGGGGAAGAUCGGGGGAAAGAAAAAUGGAAAGAAGCUGUUGAAGUACCCCGAGAAAGAGGACUACCCGAAACCCACUAAGAGGCCAACGCCCCCUCCGAAGGGAUCUUUGACCUCCUUCCUGGACUACUUUGAGAACAGGAGGCGGCUGCUGCUGAUUACGUCCCCCAGUGAGGAAAACAGUAUGUAUGUUCAGCAGAGGGAUGAGUACCUGGAGUCUGUGUGUGAAAUGGCCAUCAGGAAAGUCUCCAUCAUCACCAUCUUUGGCUCCCUGACCAACUCCACCAUGAAGAUCGACCACUACCAGCUGGAGAACGACAAACCCAUGAAGGGUCUUCGUCAGGAGGACCUGGUGAACCAGGAUCUGAUCACAGAGCUGAGGAAGGAGUUCAGCAUGACGCACGACGACUUCUACAUGAUCCUCACCGACACCGACAUGAGAGUCAAGCAAUCCUACGAGGUUCCCAUCGCCAUGAAGGCCGUGUUCGACUACAUCGACACCUUCUCGUCCCGCAUCCGAGAGAUGGAGCAGCAGAAGAGAGACGGCGUCGCCUGUAAGAAGGAGGACAAGCCCAGAUCGCUGGAGAACUUCCUCUCCAGGUUCCGCUGGAGACGUCGCCUGUUCAUCAUCUCCGCCCCCAGCGACGAGGAGUGGGCCUAUCAGCAGCAGCUCUACGCCCUCACCAGCCAGGCCUGCAACCUGGGUCUGAGGCACAUCGCAGUCCUGAAGUUGGUCGGCACGGAGACGCCGGAUAUGGGCGGAGUCUUGGAACUCUAUCCUAUCAACGGAACUGCUACGGUGGAGCGCGAGGGUCUGUCCGCCACCCUGGUGAAGGACAUGAGGAACUACUUCCAGGUCAGCCCGGAGUACUUCUCCAUGCUGCUGGUGGGGAAGGACGGCAACGUGAAGUCCUGGUACCCGUCGCCCAUGUGGUCCAUGGCCAUCAUCUACGACCUGGUGGACUCUAUGCAGCUGCGCAGACAGGAAAUGGCCAUCCAGCAGUCACUGGGCAUGCGCUGCCCCGAGGACGAGUACGGCGGCUACGGCUACCAUCAACACGGAUACGAACACGGUUACCAGGACGGCUAUCACCAGGGUUACGGUUACUAACUGGGUGUGUGUGUGUGUGUGUGUGUGUGUGUGUGUGUGUGUGUGUGUGUGUGUGUGUGUGUGUGUGUGUGUGUAUGAGUGUCUGUGUUGUGUGUGCUAACCAACGAGUUAACUUCUCCCUCUGCCCUGCAGCUGGUCAUGACCUCAUGACCUUCUUUAAUCUUUCCUAGCCAUCCUCUGCAGGGCUGUGGUCCGUGAAUGUUUCGUAGCACUUAGUGGAAGCUUCCAAGCCGUGGCUUCCACCAAUCACAGCUCUUCGAUAUACAGUAUAUAGAUAGACUGCUGCAAGUAACGGGGCUUUACUCAGAGCUGGUUAGUCAGUAACCGCGCAGAUGGUCCUGGAGCUUCAGGGAUCUGUCGUCUACUUUAGUUUUGAUGUUUUAUUUUGAGUGUUUUGCACGUCGUUACGUUACGUUUCCUUCACUUGCCUUCCAGGUCAAAUUUACCUAAUCACGUUCAGUAUCAGCACAGACCUUUAUUUUGUAGAUAAUGGGCUAAAGAUAAGACAUGUGUAUUUAUUGGACAUCUGUUGCUUUCGAGGUGCAGUUAUGAAGAAGAAGCUGUCACGUUAUUUCUCUUUUGUAAAGUUUCUGUUGCUAUACAAUGUUCUUAUUUAUACUCUAUUGUCCUAUAUGAAAAAUAAACAUUU
Molecule: messenger RNA, 3448 nt
Organism: Seriola dumerili (greater amberjack)
Lineage: Eukaryota; Metazoa; Chordata; Actinopteri; Carangiformes; Carangidae
Gene: ccdc80
Product: coiled-coil domain-containing protein 80-like
Exons: 10
Coding region: 163-2799 (878 amino acids)
Source: RefSeq, a predicted model, not a curated record